Etheostoma spectabile (orangethroat darter) is the source of this 4774-nucleotide messenger RNA. Its product is annotated as radixin-like. Gene Ontology annotation, molecular function: actin binding. The record is from RefSeq and is a predicted model, not a curated record. Gene Ontology annotation, cellular component: cytoskeleton. Lineage: Eukaryota; Metazoa; Chordata; Actinopteri; Perciformes; Percidae.
UUUUAUUCCGGCUGACUCGACAUUAGCACCCCAAAUCGCCUUAUGGUUAAGACUUCAACGGGUUUUCGAUGUCUGUGGGAAUUUGUUUCGUCAAAAGCACUAAGAGAUAAGGCACGAGGACCUGAACGGAUUUCUCACCGUGAAUAUUUUGUCACGUCUGACGAUAACAGUCUUUCCUAGUAUCAACCUGAAUAUAUAGGUACUUCGUACCCCCGGUGAGUUGCCUCUCGCUAGAAGGUCCUGUGAUACAAGUGUUGUUGCUGUCCUGUGACGGAUUUAUCCUCUCAGCUGUUGUGCGUAAGGAGGAAAGGAAGCAAAGAUGCCAAAACCGAUCAAUGUCCGUGUGACCACCAUGGAUGCAGAGCUGGAGUUUGCCAUCCAACCUAAUACCACAGGAAAACAGCUUUUUGACCAGGUGGUGAAGACAGUGGGACUGCGGGAGGUCUGGUUCUUUGGACUACAGUAUGUGGACAGUAAGGGCUACAGCACUUGGCUCAAACUCAAUAAGAAGGUGACCCAGCAGGAUGUGAAGAAAGAGAACCCAUUGCAGUUUAAGUUCAGAGCCAAGUUCUUCCCUGAGGAUGUCUCAGAGGAACUAAUCCAGGAGAUCACACAGAGACUCUUCUUCCUGCAGGUGAAAGAGGCCAUCUUGAACGAUGAGAACUACUGUCCCCCAGAGACAGCUGUGCUUCUGGCGUCAUACUCUGUCCAGGCCAAGUAUGGAGACUACAACAAAGAUGUCCACAAGCCUGGGUAUCUUACCCAUGACAGACUGCUGCCUCAGAGAGUCCUGGAGCAGCACAAGCUGACCAAGGAGCAGUGGGAGGACAGGAUUCAGACUUGGCACGAAGAACACCGAGGAAUGCUCCGAGAGGACUCUAUGAUGGAAUAUCUUAAAAUCGCCCAGGACUUGGAGAUGUACGGAGUCAACUACUUUGAAAUUAAAAACAAGAAGGGCACACAGCUGUGGCUGGGGGUGGAUGCCCUUGGCCUCAACAUCUACGAACACGAAGACAAGUUAACCCCAAAGAUUGGCUUCCCCUGGAGUGAGAUUCGAAACAUCUCUUUCAAUGACAAGAAGUUUGUAAUCAAACCUAUCGACAAGAAAGCACCUGACUUUGUGUUUUAUGCCCCUCGGCUGCGCAUCAACAAGCGUAUCCUGGCAUUGUGUAUGGGUAACCACGAGUUGUACAUGAGGAGGAGAAAGCCCGACACCAUCGAGGUGCAGCAGAUGAAAGCUCAGGCCCGCGAGGAAAAGCACCACAAACAGAUGGAGAGGGCUCAGCUAGAGAAUGAGAAGAAGAAGCGAGAGUAUGCAGAGAAAGAGAAGGAGAGGAUAGAGCGGGAAAAAGACGAGCUCAUGGAGAGGCUGAGACAGAUUGAAGAUCAGACGAUGAGAGCUCAGAAAGAACUUGAGGAACAGACUCGCCGGGCCCUGGAGUUGGAGCAGGAGAGAAAGAGAGCAAGGGAGGAGGCCGAGAGGCUGGAGAGAGAGAGGCAAACGGCUGAGGAGGCCAAGGCAGAACUGGCCAAACAGGCCGCAGACCAGCAGAAGACCCAGGAACAACUGCAAGGUCUCUAUUUAAUCCCGGCUGCUGAACUGGCUGAAUUUACAGCCAAGAUCGCUCUCCUGGAAGAAGCCAAGAGGAAGAAUGAUGGGCACAGAUGGCAGCAUAAGGCUCUGUUAGCCCAGGAUGACCUUGAGAAGACCAAGGAGGAGUUGAAGUCUGCAAUGACUGUGGUGCCGGCGCCUCUGAGCGGCCAUGCUGAGAGUGAGCAUGAUGAGCAGGAUGAAAACCAUGCGGAAGCCAGUGCCGAGCUCUCCAAUGAAGGCGUCAGCCAGUUAGACCUUCGCAGUGAAGAGGCGCGCGUCACUGAAGCCCAGAAGAACGAGCGGGUCAAGAAACAGCUGCAGACAUUAAGCUCAGAGUUGGCCGAUGCCAGAGAUGAAACCAAGAAGACACAGAAUGAUGUGCUACACGCGGAGAACGUGAAAGCAGGCCGAGACAAAUACAAAACACUGCGCCAGAUUCGACAGGGCAACACAAAGCAGCGCAUCGAUGAGUUUGAGUCCAUGUGAGAACAGCACCGCUGUCCCCUCGCCCCUCUUUCCCUGAGGGGUACCUGCUCCUGAACCUUUCCCUCAGCGGCUGCUCAUUUUCAUGGACAACAGAUGCUGCCAUCCUUGUAGUCCCACCAUGUCCCCCUCAACACCCCCAGGCAAUCUUGAGAAAUCAUCUUGUCAAACUUUGCCAAAGUCCUGCCCCACGUCUCCUAUCUGAAAGUUACAGAUGCCUGUGCGCCAAUCUGAACAAGCAAAUAUCAUCGUACUGCAGAGAUCAUCUGUAAUCCUUAAACACAGGGGAAAAGAGAAACUGUUAAAACCAAAAUGGAAGCAAUUAGAUUUUUUUUUGUGGAGAAAACAUGGCCAUAGAAAGCUAAUGUUGUUUUUUUUGUUUAGACGACUUGUAUGCAAUAGUUGAGUAUGAUCCCAUGUCUUCAGUUAAAGAUCCUCCUUGUUUUUAACUUGGUUCCCCUCUAACCCUUACCUGCUUUAGUUUGACUUGUUUUAUUGAUGAUACCCUUCUUUUUAGUUGUCUCUUGAACACAUUUAGCUGCAGGCUAUGAAUAAAGAAUGGAGUUUGGGGAUAAGAAUUUUAAUUCAGCGUCCAAGCGCUGCUUAUGUUGCAUCAUAUCAAAACAUAUCAUAAGCCAUGAUAAUACUCAUAGCAUCUGAGUCAUGAUAGAGCGGAGCUAAGGUCAUUUCACUCUAUUCAGUCAAUUGAAACUGUUAAUGUGGCAUCAAUAGGUUUAUAUAUUUAAAAAAAAAAAAGCACAGCAAUAUUUGAAUAAUUUAAUUCCAGGCUCAAUAUCCAGAAUAGCAGUAAAUGAAUUGACUUUUGUACGGAAAAGAGCCACCCAACUUGUGACAUGGCAGGUUUUGAUCAACGAGUGUAGCAAAGGUAACAAAGGGAAAGUGUUGUUUUUUUUCACGCAGAGGUGAUAGGAUAGCAUGUAAUGAGCUUGUGCCAGAGAGCUAUCACCCACAAGCUUACAACUGUUAGAACAUAAGCUAAUUUGUGUGUUUGUGUGGGGUUGCAUCCCAGUGUUUCAUUCCCAGUCACCAUAGAUGGUUUUCUCUGCCUACCAGCUCACAAAGGAAGCCACGGUAUGAAAUGGACAGACAGAGGAACGGAGAGCUGAGUACUAUGUCCAAGGUGUUUGUCCGUCUGUCCAACCGUGCGUGCGUGCGUGCGUGCGUGUGUGUGUGUGUGUAAGAGAAAGUAUAUCCACGUGUGCAGAUGUAGAAGCUGAGACCUGGCACCUCUCUGGCUGGGGAGCUUAUGAAAACAUCAGUCCUCGACCCAGGACGAAUCUCUACCUCAGUAAUGUUAGCAGUGGUGACUGACAGUCAAACGCUAAGGGUGCACCCCCUCCUCCCUCUCAAUAAGGUCAGGAUGUUACUUGGUUGCCUUCACAUCGUUGUGUGGUGCUCCUGGGCAGGCUACAUUUUGUCAGCCGCUUUGUGGUCUCAAGAGAACCGAAUGGGGGGCUAUGUAAAACACAACUCCUUAUUGAGAACAAGGUUGAGCUAGUUUUACACAACGGUCUCUCCUUGCUCCUGACCUUGCUCAGAUGGUUUGGUUCAUUGUCAUUUUGUCCUGGGGGGAAUCCCAAACAAUGAGGAAGGGAAAACAAAUAAUGUUGCAGAUAUCAGACUUAAAAUGUACUUUAGGAUAAAGCUAAUUUCCAGAAUAAAUAGGGUAAUUUAGUCAUUACCUGACAGGGUCCUGGGAAUCAUUUGGUUCUAAGUUGUUGGAGGUGACAGACUGGGUCUACAGAGCUGCUGGGACUCGAGACCUUGUUUUAAAAGAAGGCUGUCCCCUGUAUUAUAUUUAAUUCCCUUUAAUGUCUGCACAGAAAUUUCUUCUUUGUUACAAUUUCACUUCAAGGAGACAGUUUGCAGACCUGCAAUGGAUCAUGGGACUGAGAGACUUGUGAAUACAUAAAGAGAUGUUAUUAGUAGUUCUUAAUGUAAAGGGACCUGUCUAUUGAAAAUUGUGCAAGUCUCUUGAAUCAAACCGAGAGUAGGCCAAUUUCUUCCCCUAAAAUCUUAUUAUAAAUUCCCAUCUGAUAUUGUUCUUGCUCAAACAAACUAACCCCAUCUUUUGUGGGGUGGAAAAUAUGUUCCAAGGUGCAUUUUUGACCCAAGUAAAAAUAAAGUUUUCUUUUUUUUAUUAACAAUAUGAUGAAAGAUGUUUGUGGUAUUAUUUGUUACGCAUUACUUGACAGCUGGUUAUUUUUUUAAUAGUCAAGAGUUUUAAAGGUAAAGCACUUGUAAGCAACAAGACACUGCAGCCUGCCUUUUGUGUUUAACUUCAGUGUCCAUUGUUGGCGUAUUGUUUGCCAUAGCGGGUGAAAGAAUUCUGUGCUUCCAGCUCAUAUUUUUGUAUUGUUCAAAGUCCCUAAACCGGCAGCAUGCAUCGCUAUACUGACCAGCUUCAUUGGAGGGGAAAACUAUUGUUGACACAUCCACACCCUCACCCCCCCCUUCAAGCUGUAAGGCUUCAGUUAGUUUAUUUUCACAGCAGCAUGUCAUUGGCCCGCCUGCCCCCUCCAAUGAAGCCAGUGUCUGUGAUGACGCCUGCUCUGGCACCAGCUGUCACAUUUUGCCGUUUGUUUUUUCCUUAUGUUCAUGUAUUCUUUAAGAUAGAAGGCACAGAUGGAUUGCAAUUAAUUUCAUUAGUUCACAAAUAAAAGUUUUAAAUUUUGA